This is a messenger RNA of Procambarus clarkii (red swamp crayfish), 912 nucleotides long. RefSeq names its product prophage side tail fiber protein homolog StfR-like. Gene Ontology annotation, molecular function: protein binding. Lineage: Eukaryota; Metazoa; Arthropoda; Malacostraca; Decapoda; Cambaridae. The record is from RefSeq and is a predicted model, not a curated record.
AUGGCGCAUCAAAAUAGCAAAACACGGAAAAUUGAGAUUGGGGGCGGAAGAGCGUGGAAGAUUGCGUGUGCUUCCGGAUUAUCAUGGGUGUUGAACGUGAGCGUGGACAACGCCAGCGGUCCUGCCAGCGUGGACAACGCCAGCGUGGACAACGCCAGCGGUCCUGCCAGCGUGGACAACGCCAGCGGUCCUGCCAGCGUGGACAACGCCAGCGGUCCUGCCAGCGUGGACAACGCCAGCGGUCCUGCCAGCGUGGACAACGCCAGCGGUCCUGCCAGCGUGGACAACGCCGCAUGUGGCCCAAAAGCUGCAGCAGAAGCACUGGACACUGCUGGGGAGGCAGCAGAAGCACUGGACACUGCUGGGGAGGCAGCAGAAGCACUAGACACUGCUGGGGAGGCAGCAGAAGCACUGGACACUGCUGGGGAGGCAGCAGAAGCACUGGACACUGCUGGGGAGGCAGCAGAAGCACUGGACACUGCUGGGGAGGCAGCAGAAGCACUGGACACUGCUGGGGAGGCAGCAGAAGCCCUAGACACUGCUAGAGAGGCAGCAGGAGCCCUAGACACUGCUAGAGAGGCAGCAGGAGCCCUAGACACUGCUGGAGAUGCAGCAGGAGCCCUAGACAUUGCUAGAGAGGCAGCAGGAGCACUGGACACUGCUGGGGGAGGCAGCAGAAGCACUGGACACUGCUGGGGGAGGCAGCAGGAGCACUGGACACUGCUGGGGGAGGCAGCAGAAGCAUUAAACACUGCUGGGGAGGCAGCAGAAGCCCUAGACACUGCUAGAGAGGCAGCAGGAGCCCUAGACACUGCUAGAGAGGCAGCAGGAGCCCUAGACACUGCUAGAGAGGCAGCAGGAGCCCUAGACACUGCUAGAGAGGCAGCAGGAGCACUAAACACUGCUGGGUAA